AUGAGGAAAACUCUGCUACUCGUCUUUAUUCACGGCUUCAAGGGCGGCGAUGAUACUUUUGGCACGUUCCCUCAACAUUUGCGGGCCCACGCCAGCAGAGCACUUCCUGCGGUCGAGGUCGUCACUGCUGUCUACCCCAAGUAUGAAACCAAAGGUGACUUGAAAGAAUGCGUGGCGAGAUUGCGAGAUUGGCUACAAGAUACUGUGAUUGAUCUCGAAGUCGCCAACCAUACCGCAUCGCCUACCGUCGAUCCCUCUGUCCAUGUUGUUCUUAUCGGUCACUCAAUGGGAGGAAUAGUGGCAGCAGAGGCUCUCCUUAUGCUGGCAGCGGAACAACCAAUUCCUCGGAAUCCGACUACAAAUACACAGUCCGGGUUCACAGACGACCUCGAAUCUGUCGUGGAGCCGGGUACUUUCAUGUUCCCCCAUAUACAAGGCGUGCUUGCAUUCGACACUCCAUUCUUGGGAAUAGCACCAGGAGUCGUAUCGUACGGCGCAGAAGGACACUACCACAAUGCUGCAACCGCUUACAACACAUUCUCAGAGGUUGCAGGAUUAUUCGGUUACAGUGGAAAAGGCAGUGCAUCAAACCAGGGGACCACCCAUGCAUCCCCACAAGAGCCACCCAAAGUGUCGUCUUCCACACCCGACGCCGCCGCGACACCUUCCUGGCAACGAUGGGGUAAGUAUGCCAUGUUCGCCGGCGCGGCUGGUGCUGUUGCCGCUGGCGGUGCAGCCAUGUAUACGCAGCGCCAGAAGCUCACUGACGGGCUUGGAUGGGUGUCAUCACACCUUGAGUUUGUCGGUUGUCUCACGCGCACGUCGGAAUUGCACCAGCGUCUCGUGCGAUUGUCGAAUGUUAAGGAGGAACGUGGAAUCGGGUGUGCGAACUUCUACACAUGCCUUGGAAAAGGUGCGACGAGUCUGGUGGAAAACACAUCGGCAAACAAAACAUCCUUUAGUCAAAAAAUUAUCAGGUCGAGGAAUAGGACAUUCUGUGCAUUGCCAGCGGAGGUGGAACGUGGCGAGGAAUCUCAAAGCCCAGGGCUUUUGUGGACCAAGGCAGUUAACGAUCAGGCUACUGACGAAACCAACGCCCAUGUCACCAUGUUUCUGUCCAAAGAGAAUCCUGCAUUUUUCGAAAUGCUCAGUGAAGCGUGCGCAGUCUUGGUCAAGUCAAUAGACAAGGGCUGGUAUGAUUCGUCCACGGGUCCGGCCAAGAAAGACGAUAUCAAACAACCACAGGCAACACGGGACACAAAAUCCAAAACGGAUGGGGACUUUAUGGAUGGUGAUGACGUUGUCAUCGUUGACUGA
Molecule: messenger RNA, 1317 nt
Organism: Penicillium hordei
Lineage: Eukaryota; Fungi; Ascomycota; Eurotiomycetes; Eurotiales; Aspergillaceae
Product: esterase/lipase family protein
Exons: 3
Coding region: 1-1317 (438 amino acids)
Source: RefSeq, a predicted model, not a curated record